CUGUCGUCCGACUUGCGAUUGACUGAUUGUAAUCGACAGCCAUCUCUCAGCAACUCGUGGUGUCUCGAAGACAUUUCCACCGCUCCUAACCUGUUCACUGUAUCUGGUGAUAUAUUACAGGCAGCUUGAAGAUUCUACUACCGUGCCAUGGACCAACCGUAUACCGACAGACACGAAUCCCAAAUCUACGCCUAUCUACGAUCCGAUUUCAUACCCACAGAUGGCGAAAUGGCCCAGAUCCUUUCCGACGUGUCUUUCUUAACAAAGGAGCUGGAAAGCACCAACUGCAAUGAGCGAGUGAAGAAGCAGAAAGCCCUAAACAUUAGACGAUCAAUCCUUGCACCCAUCCGUCGACUCCCUGUCGAAAUUUUGCUCGAAAUAUUCUCUCUUCUUCCUCCGGAGCGUCCUCCAAGCAAUCGCCAUCAAUUUUAUGCUCUACCCUCACGUCCAUCCAACACCCGAGACAUGCCAUGGGUACUGAGUCACGUAUCGGCUUUCUGGCAUGCCACGUCUCUUGCUUCUCCCCCAUUAUGGACGCAUAUCUACAUCGCGUCAAAGUAUGCGAAAAUGGAGCAGUUUCUCAUACAAACCACCCUUGCACGCUCCCAGGAUUGUCCGCUAGAUCUUUGCAUUUGCAUGGAUUUGGAGGAUCCAGAGUGUGAAGAGAUUGUCAUAAAAUCCCUUACACUCGCAGCGCCGCGCUGCGUAUCGCUGAGGCUCGACAUUCCCGCUCCAACGUUGAUGGCACUUUCACUUUCAUGCUCAUUCCCGCGCCUUCAGCAUCUGGAAUUGCAUGUCGAUAUUCACCCCGCUGAUCUUACUACGAGUGUCGAUGUGUUCAUGAAAUCGGUGCAAUUACAUAGCGUGCGCUUCAUGGAAGUACGCGUACCAGAACAGAUCCAGCUCCCGCUUACGGAACUGCAUGUCCUGUCCCAGGUGUUUGUAGACUCUUAUGAUCAGCUCGCGGUCAUACUGAAGGAGGCGAAGGGUUUAGUUUCGUUGGAUGCUUGGCCUUCGGGAGCCUAUGCCUCCUCUCUUGUUGGGUCCGCGGCUGAGAAGAUCACCCACAGCAAUUUGCGCUGCCUUGAUACAGGCUACUCGGCGCUAGAACACCUCUCACUUCCUGCACUGGAUCAUCUGACGUUGGAUGAAGACGAUAUGCAGCACGAGACGGAGGAGAAGAUGCAGGUGCUUCCAGACUUCUUGCAGCGAUCUAAGUGCCACCUCCGUCGUCUGCGUCUGAUGCACUAUGGUCGUGUGGCGAAGAUUCUACCAUUGAUCCUCGGUUCGCCUUCGUUCAUAACGCUUACGCGACUGGACAUAUAUGUGGAAUCUGUAGAAGUCUACGCCCUCCUAGGGGACAUUAGAUUGAUGCCGCAGCUACGCCAUUUGUCAAUCUGCGACGGAUUUGAGAAUGAGAAUGAGACGUCAUUCUUCGGUGUAUGCGCGGAACCGUUCCAUGCGAUAAUUGAGGCGCGGAGGAACCAAUUAAGAGGGCUGACACUUACUUCGCUCGAGGUAGAGAGGAUGACUCCAGAGCUGCUGGAACAUAUAAGGGAAAUUGCAGAGGAUGGUAUUGAGGUGGAAUUUAUAGGACGUGGUUUAGACCAGCUCUAUCCUCCAUAAACAAUAGAUCCCUUCAAGAGUUUUGAAUAUAAUUUUACAACUUCUUUACAAAAGUAUGACAGG
Molecule: messenger RNA, 1689 nt
Organism: Guyanagaster necrorhizus
Lineage: Eukaryota; Fungi; Basidiomycota; Agaricomycetes; Agaricales; Physalacriaceae
Exons: 2
Coding region: 148-1626 (492 amino acids)
Source: RefSeq, a predicted model, not a curated record